AUGGCCUGCAAGGAUGCCGUGUCCCGCAUGUUGCCAGUGAGUCUGGCUGAGCUCUGCAUAGACACGACCUUGCGCUGCGGCCAGUCCUUCAGAUGGCGCAAGGUCGACGACGAGUGGCACUGUUCCCUACACGGUCGAGUCGUCUCAUUACGACAGGACGAAACUCAUCUUCACUAUCGGGCAACAUGGCCAGCAGGCAGACAGGUAUCUAUCAAGUCUUCAGUCAAGGUGAAAAGGGAAGAAGAGGAUGAGAGCAUCAAGUCGGAAGACGCAGCAGCAGUAAAGGUCGACGAAGAAGAGGACGACACGGAAGCCCUCCUCCUCAACUACUUCAACCUCCACCAUUCCCUCUCGGGAAUGUACACGCACUGGUCGGACCGCGACGCCAACUUCCGCAGCAAGGCGCCCAAGUUCACUGGCGUCCGCAUCCUGAACCAGGACGCCUGGGAGACGCUCGUGGCCUUCAUCUGCAGCAGCAACAACAACAUCGCGCGCAUCUCUCAGAUGUGCCACAAGCUGUGCGACCACUACGGAGGAGAGCCCAUCGCCACCGUAGCCGGCCACGUCUACCGCGACUUUCCGUCUCCCGAGGCCCUCGCGGGAGACGGCGUCGAGGCCCACCUGCGCGAGCUCGGCUUCGGCUAUCGAGCCCGUUACAUCGCCGAGACGGCCCGUGUCGUCGCCAGGCAGCGGCCCGCAGGCUGGCUCUUGUCACUGCGGAACCCGGCCUCUCGCUCCCCGACAUCGACCCCUCCCCAGCAGCAGCAGCCCGACUACCGCACCGCCUUUGCCGCGCUCCAAGAACUCUCAGGCGUCGGGCCCAAGGUCUCAGACUGCGUGUGCCUGAUGGGACUGGGCUGGGGCGAGGCCGUGCCGCUGGACACGCACAUGUGGACGAUCGCGACGCGCGACUACGGCUUCGGCGGGAAGAAAGCCGCCGCCGCCAAGGGAUCCGCCAUGUCCAAGGGUAUGUACGACGCCGUGGGCGAGCACUUUCGGAAGCUCUGGGGCCCGCAAGCCGGCUGGGCACAGAGCGUGCUCUUCACCGCCAACCUGCGUGAGUUUUCGCACCGGUUAAAGGCGACCGCUGAAAGUGGUGUGAAAAGGGAGGACGGUGUUGGUGGUGACGAUAGCAAGCCGGGUGUCGUGGCGGAUGCGGUUGUUGCACCGCCGAAGCAGUCAAAGAAGAGAAAGACGGCCGUCUCGACCACGCGGGUAAAGGUGGAGGAGGACGGGGGUUCCAUCGUUGCUACCAAAGUCGAGAUCCAAGAAACAGAGGUGACUCCGAUAAGAAGAAGCAAGAGGAUACGUGCCGGGGGCUAA
Messenger RNA from Pyricularia oryzae 70-15, 1323 nucleotides. Its product is annotated as N-glycosylase/DNA lyase. Gene Ontology annotation, cellular component: nucleus. The transcript is spliced from 2 exons. Gene Ontology annotation, biological process: nucleotide-excision repair; base-excision repair; base-excision repair, AP site formation. NCBI's taxonomy places the organism in Eukaryota, Fungi, Ascomycota, Sordariomycetes, Magnaporthales, Pyriculariaceae. The coding region runs from base 1 to 1323 and encodes 440 amino acids. The record is from RefSeq and is a predicted model, not a curated record. Gene Ontology annotation, molecular function: damaged DNA binding; 8-oxo-7,8-dihydroguanine DNA N-glycosylase activity.